GGAGAAGAAAGCAAACCCUCAAACAUAUUCAACCAUAACCAUCAUGAGCUCACUGAAAAUUGUAAAGGCUUAUGAGGGUUAUAAACCCUACAUAGCAAUGCUUCUAGUUCAAGUAAUAUAUGCAGGCAUGGCUCUGCUGUCCAAAGCAUCCAUUUCUUCAGGAAUGAAUCCUUCCAUUUUCGUCGUCUAUCGUCAAGCCUUCGCGACUCUAUCGUUAGCCCCACUCGCAUACUUCUUCGAAAGGAAGAAUGUACCUCAGCUAUCCUACACCUUGAUGUGGAAGAUUUUCUUCAGUUCUUUGAUUGGGAUUACGAUUUGUUUGAAUAUGUACUAUCACGCACUCAAUCAUACGUCUGCAACGUUUGCUGCGGCCACGACUAACCUGGUUCCGGCUAUUACCUUUGUGAUAGCUCUUAUUCUAAGGAUUGAGAGAAUGUACAUAAAAGAAUUGCAUGGUUGGGUAAAGUUAAUUGGAGCUAUAGCUUCUCUUUCUGGGGCACUUGUGUUUGCUUUUGUUAAAGGACCAACUUUGAACUUCAUGGCUUGGUGCACAUCAGGGGAGGGUGGUGAAAUCGCUUCAACGAUGAAUCAGUUUAGUUCGAAAUCGGAGUUUGUUAAAGGCCCCCUUACGAUUCUUUGCGCAAACAUUCUUUGGUCGUGUUGGAGCAUUAUGCAGGCACCAAUUAUGAAGGAAUUCCCAGCAAAGUUAUCACUAAUUACUUUUCAAUGUUUCUUUAGCUUGAUACAAGCAAUAGUUGGGGCAAUAGCCAUGGAAAGAAACCUACCUUCAUGGAAACUUGGAUGGGAUGUUAACCUGCUUUCAGUGGCUUAUUGUGGAGUAAUUGUGACAGCAUUCACAUAUUGGUUGCAACUGUGGGCAAUAGAGAAGAGAGGUCCUGUCUUCACCGCCAUGUUCACUCCUUUGGCGCUCAUCAUCACUGCCGUCGUAUCAAUGUUCUUGUGGAAGGAAACCCUUUACUUUGGAAGUGUUUGUGGGGCUGUGUUACUAGCAGGAGGGUUGUAUUGUGUUCUCUGGGGAAAGAGCAGAGAAGUUGAAAGUAAAAUCAGUGAAGUAAAACCUGAAGAGGAAACCACGUUGGAAUCCAUUAAAACACAGGAUCAGUGAGCUCUUGUCAAUUCAGAUCCAUCAAGUGUCGGCCAGAUUCUGUUGUAGAAAUGAUGGUAGCCAUCAUCAUCAUCAUCAUCAUCAUCGAAUACACAAGGCACCCAGUUAAGAAAUGUGGUAGCCCACACCAAGCACUUGUACCAUAAUCAUUAACCACAACCAUUUUUUUUAUGUUUAGAUAUCAGUUUUGUAUCUA
Molecule: messenger RNA, 1322 nt
Organism: Cynara cardunculus var. scolymus (artichoke)
Lineage: Eukaryota; Viridiplantae; Streptophyta; Magnoliopsida; Asterales; Asteraceae
Product: WAT1-related protein At1g43650
Exons: 7
Coding region: 44-1126 (360 amino acids)
Cellular component (GO): plasma membrane
Molecular function (GO): transmembrane transporter activity
Source: RefSeq, a predicted model, not a curated record